Exserohilum turcica Et28A is the source of this 2538-nucleotide messenger RNA. RefSeq names its product glycoside hydrolase family 3 protein. The transcript is spliced from 3 exons. The coding region runs from base 1 to 2505 and encodes 834 amino acids. Gene Ontology annotation, molecular function: beta-glucosidase activity. Gene Ontology annotation, biological process: glucan catabolic process. The record is from RefSeq and is a predicted model, not a curated record. Lineage: Eukaryota; Fungi; Ascomycota; Dothideomycetes; Pleosporales; Pleosporaceae.
AUGAGCUCAAAGGUCGAGACUGUCCUCCAGUCUCUGACACUGCAAGAGAAGAUUGCCCUCCUUGCUGGCAAGGACUUUUGGGAAACAGUUCCUAUCCCAGAGAAAGGUGUUCCUGCCAUCAAGACGAGCGACGGUCCGAACGGUGCUCGUGGUGGAGUCUUCACGGGAGGAACUCGAGCAGCAUGCUUUCCUGCUGCCGUAUGUGCAGCCGCAACAUGGAACCCUGCAAACGGCACGCGAAUUGGCCAUGCCUUAGCAGAGGAGACCAAGACCAAGAGCGCACGGGUGCUCCUUGCGCCCACCAUGUGCAACCAUCGACACCCACUUGGGGGCCGGAACUUUGAAUCAUUCUCCGAGGAUCCGUACCUCGCUGGGAAGAUGGCUGCCCAUGUUGUAAAUGGACUGCAGGAAAACGGCAUUGCAGCCACAAUCAAGCACUUUGCAGCCAACGAGCAGGAGACUGACCGUCUGCGAGUCAACGAGAUUGUCUCUGAGCGCGCACUGCGAGAGAUCUACAUGAAGCCUUUUGAGAUUACGGUCAAAGAGGCUCAUCCCCUCGCCGUCAUGACCGCGUACAACAAGGUCAACGGCACACAUGCAGACUCGAACGAGUUUUUGUUAAAGCAAAUUCUGCGUGGGGAAUGGGGAUGGAAUGGCCUCAUCAUGAGUGACUGGGGUGGUACAAACUCGACCGCUGACUCGUUGAAUGCUGGACUAGAUCUUGAGAUGCCGGGACCAACAAGAUGGCGUAGCAUCGAUGCAGUUACCGACGCCGUUAAAAAGGGCCAAGUCACAGAAGCUACCAUCACAGAGCGAGCGAGAAAUGUCCUGAACCUGAUCGAGAAGGUUGGGGCCUUUGAAAACCCCGAGAUUCCACCAGAGAGGUCGGUUGUUGACCCAAGGCACUGCAAAACCAUCCGCGAUGUGGCCGGGCAGGGAAUCACUCUACUGAAGAAUGAUGGUGUCCUGCCACUGCGAAAAGAGCAGGUCAAGGGCAAGACAAUUGGUCUUUUCGGACUAGCCAAGGAGGCUCUCAUCCACGGUGGCGGGAGUGCGUCAUUGAAUGCUCAUUACCGCAUCACCCCCGAGGAAGGCCUAAAAGCCGCAUAUGGCGACGACGUGAAGUUCAAGUUUUCCAAGGGUGCGGCAUCGUACCGUCUUAUUCCACCUCUAUCGCAAGGAUGCAAAGAUGUCGACGGAAACAAUGGCUGGACGAUGCAACUCUUCGACAAGGACAACAAGAAUAGGCCGAUCAAGACCAGCAACGGUAACAAGGAGGCUGCUUUCUCCCCUCUUCUAGAACACCAGGCCAAGCACAGUGAGGUGAUAUUCACAGCUACGUUUACACCUACAGAGUCUGGGUCACACUACCUGGGAUGCUCAGGUAUCGGCCCGACUAUCGUACGCAUCAAUGACCAGGUCGUGUAUGAGCAAAAGCAUAAUUCUCCCGAUGCCAUGGGUUUUCUCUUUGGCGGUAACCCGGAAAAAGAGUUCCGCGUACCGUUCACAAGAGGUACUCCAUAUAAGGUUGAAAUUGUUUCGCAACCACCAGCUGGAAACGCUGACGCCGGCAUUCUCGAUGACUUGCCUGGGUUUAGGCUGGGAUUCAUGUACGAAGCAGAACAUGACAGGGACCUCGCUGCCGAAGCCAGGGACGUGGCAAAAGAAUGCGACAUUGCCAUUGUAUUCACCGGUCACACCCCGGUCUGGGAGACUGAAGGACAGGACCAAGCCGGCUUUAAUCUACCCCGCGAAGGCACCCAGGACAAGCUCAUCGAGGCCGUUGCCUCGGUCAACCCCAAGACCAUCGUGGUAAACUCUACCGGUGUAGCGGUAGCUUUGCCCUGGCUAGACAAGGUAGCUGCAUUCGUGCAAGCCUGGUUCCCCGGCCAAGAAGCCGGGAACGCCAUUGCCGACAUUCUUUCCGGCGCCGUCAACCCAUCGGGUCAUCUCCCUAUCUCAUGGCCUAAGCGCAUUGAAGACGCGCCUGCACAUGGCAACUUUCCGGGCGAAAGAGACGACAGCGGCCAGCUUACUGUGAGAUACGACGAGGGUAUCUUCGUAGGAUACAGACACUACGACCGCAUUGCGGCUGAAAAGAUACAUUUUCCCUUUGGAUUCGGUCUCUCCUACACCACUUUCUCCAUCGCCAACCCGGCAGUCUCACAGCCAUCGUCCGGUGUCUUUGCCGCUACGGCCACGGUAAAGAACACCGGAAGCGUGGCCGGUGCUACCGUUGUCCAACUGUACGUUGGCAGGAAAAACAAGUCGCCAGAGCACCCAAUCAAGACGCUUGCUGCGUUUGACAAAGUAUUUUUAGAGCCGGGACAAGAGAAGCAGGUUGAGCUUACAUGUGCGAAUAAGGACUUUGCAUCGUUUGACGAGGCCGAUGGGAAGUGGGUUGUGGAUAGUGCACCGUAUGAGUUUCACUUUGCACAGAGCGCGGGGCAUGUUGAUGGCGUUGUUACGGUCAUGGCGGAGGGCAUGAGGCAGCUGGUGAUUUAAAUAGCAUGGAACGUUAUCUAGUUUCAGUUAAUC